Messenger RNA from Andrographis paniculata, 903 nucleotides. RefSeq lists its product as uncharacterized. The record is from RefSeq and is a predicted model, not a curated record. Lineage: Eukaryota; Viridiplantae; Streptophyta; Magnoliopsida; Lamiales; Acanthaceae. The transcript is spliced from 8 exons. Bases 26 to 658 code for a protein of 210 amino acids.
UGUAGAAGAUAAAAGAGGUCUGGCUAUGGCUUCUUCACUUGUUUCCCACCAAAAUGUCUUCUUUCAAUUCCAUCCUUUUCUUCCUUCCCUUCCCAUACAGUCAAACUCUCUCAACAAAUUUAAUCCAACCCUGAUUAAUUCAUCACUGCGCUGUGCUAACAGCGUGAAGCUCAAGCUUAAAUGCCAAAUUUCAAGGGCUUCUUCUGAAGAACUUCCAGCUGAGUUGAUUGAGGAUUCCAAGUUUGUCCCCUUGAAUUCUGAGGAUCCGAAAUAUGGACCACCUGCAUUGUUGUUACUGGGGUUUCAAGUGGAAGAGGCAGCAGAGAUACAACAGCUUCUGAAGGAGUUGGAUGGUGAAUUUCUCAAGGUUAUAUUUUGUACGGAAGACAUGAUUGACCGUUCGCUCUGGGAAGCAGUGACUGCUGAACAAUCAAAUCUUGAUGUAUCAAAGGUUGCAACAUGGCUCCCACGAAUUUGUUUCUUGUCUGGUCUUAAUGGGGAGGAGAUGAUGAUGUUCAUCGAUGCCUUUGAGGAAACUGGUCUGGAGCAGCCAGUGUUUGCUGCCCUGGUCCCGAAUAGUGCUGAAAAACCUUUAUCGGAGCUGAUAGAAGAGAUUAUGGGCGACCAUGAGAUGCUGUCUUCAAAGAAAAACGAGUGAAGUAGAGAAGACACUAAUCGAAUUGAUCAGGGACUGCCCGGAGUUGUUCUUUCAUUUCGACAAAAGUUGUUCUACUUGUCCAUUUUGCACAGGUGCGAUUUCCUCUGCAUAUAAUGUCGUUAGGCUAUUUCUAAAAGUGCAAUUGCUACGGUAUUUUUAUUCUAACCAAGAAUUAUAUUUUUUACUCUAAAAAAAUACUAUUCAAAUAUUCUAUAUAUUGUCCGGUCAGAUGACCGCUUUGGUUA